Molecule: messenger RNA, 3571 nt
Organism: Vidua macroura (Pin-tailed whydah)
Lineage: Eukaryota; Metazoa; Chordata; Aves; Passeriformes; Viduidae
Gene: ADAM23
Product: ADAM metallopeptidase domain 23
Exons: 27
Coding region: 96-2663 (855 amino acids)
Biological process (GO): proteolysis
Cellular component (GO): presynaptic membrane
Molecular function (GO): metalloendopeptidase activity
Source: RefSeq, a predicted model, not a curated record
CGCCCGCGCCGCUCCGCCCGCGACCCCCGGGCACAGCCCGCCGGCCGUGAGGGCUGUGCCGCGCUGCCCCCCCACGCCCCGGGGCGCUAUGAGCCAUGAAGCCGCCCGGCAGCAACUCCCUGCGGCAGUCUGGCUGCGGCGACCGCCGCCGUCCCGCGCUCCUGCCGCUCCUCGGCCGCUUCGUCUCGCUGCUCCUGCUCCUCCAUGGCUCCUCCUGCCCCCGGGCCCGCGCGGCCGCAGCGGCCGCCGGCCUGCACUGGAAUGAAACAGCAAGCGGUACAGAGGAAGUACUGGUAGAUGAAGAGAGUACAUUUCAACAGAGUAACAGCAGUAACAGUAAAAAUAACAGCUACAGCAAUGCAAUCGAGAAAGAAAUCACACUGCCUUCAAGACUAAUCUAUUACAUCAACAGAGACUCUGAGACCCCUUACCAUAUCCUGGAUACCAGGGCAAGGCACCAGCAGAAACAUGACAAGGCUGUACAUCUGGCCCAGGCAAGUUUCCAGAUUGAGGCCUUUGGCUCUAAAUUCAUCCUUGACCUCACAUUGAAUAAUGACUUGUUAUCUUCCAAUUAUGUGGAGAUUCACUAUGAAGAUGGAAAGCCAAAAUUUUCUAAGGGGGGAGAGCAUUGUUACUACCAUGGAAAUAUCAGAGGUGUGAAACAUUCCAAAGUUGCUCUUUCAACUUGUAAUGGACUUCAUGGCAUGUUUGAAGACAGUACUUAUUUGUACUUGAUAGAACCAAUGGAUCUGACCCACACUGCAGAAAGUAAAAGUAGGCCACAUAUCAUCCAAAGAACUUACGGAACACAAGCCUCCAAGCAGUUGCAGGACCUUGAGACUGACUCCAGUUCUGAAUGGCCUUUUCUGUCUGAACUGCAGUGGCUGAGGAGAAGAAGAAGAAAGAGAGCAUUAUCUCGUGGUGUCUUUGAAGAAAUGAAAUAUCUGGAGCUCAUGAUAGUCAAUGACCAUAAAAUGUUCAAAAGGCACCGUUCUUCAACUGCAUACACAAACAAUUUUGCAAAGUCUGUGGUAAACCUUGUAGAUGCUAUAUACAAGGAACAGCUGAACACCAGGGUGGUUCUCGUUGCUGUGGAGACUUGGACAGACAGAGAUCGCAUUAAUAUUCGCCCUGACCCUCUGCAGAUGCUCCACGAUUUCUCCAAGUACCGGCAGCACUACAUCAAGCAGCACGCUGAUGCUGUGCACCUGCUCUCGAAUGUGACAUUUCAUUACAAAAGGAGCAGCUUAAGUUACUUUGGAGGUAUUUGCUCUGUGGCCAGAGGAGUAGGAGUGAAUGAGUAUGGCCUCCCUUUGCCCAUGGCACAGGAACUAGCACAGAGUCUUGCUCAGAAUCUUGGAAUACAAUGGGAGCCAGCUGCCAGGAAACCGAAGUGUGACUGCACUGAAUCCUGGGGUGGUUGCAUCAUGGAGGAAACAGGGGUAUACCAUUCCAGGAAAUUCUCCAAAUGCAGCAUUGCAGAAUACAAGGAAUUUUUACUUCGCGGGGGAGGUGCCUGUCUUUUUAACAGGCCAACAAAGCUCUUUGAAGCCACCGAGUGUGGAAAUGGUUAUGUAGAAGCAGGAGAAGAAUGUGAUUGUGGUUUCCGAAUGGAAUGCUAUGCAGACUGUUGUAAGAAGUGCUCUCUUUCUAAUGGAGCUCAUUGUAGUGAUGGACCCUGCUGUAAUACAUCGUGUCUUUUUUUCCCACGAGGUUAUGACUGUCGAUAUGCAGUGAAUGAGUGUGACAUUGCAGAGUUCUGCACUGGGGAUUCUGGACAGUGUCCACCAAAUCUUCAUAAACAAGAUGGGUAUGCCUGUGAUUCUAAUCAGGGUCGUUGCUAUAAUGGUGAAUGCAAGACAAGAGAUAAUCAGUGCAAAUAUAUCUGGGGAUCUAAGUCUUCAGGAUCUGACAAAUUUUGUUAUGAAAAGCUUAAUACAGAAGGCACAACGAAAGGAAACUGUGGAAAGGAUGGAGACCGAUGGAUUCAGUGCAGCAAACAUGAUGUUUUCUGUGGCUUUUUGCUCUGUACUAAUCUUACUAGAGUUCCACGAGUUGGUCAAGUUCAAGGAGAAAUUAUCCCAAAUUCUUUUUAUCAUCAAGGACGCAUAGUGGACUGCAGUGGUGCUCAUGUUCUUUUAGAUGAUGAUACGGAUUUAGGUUAUGUGGACGAUGGAGCUCCAUGUGGACCUCAGAUGAUGUGUCUGGACAAAAAGUGCCUGCCAAUUCAGUCCUUGAACAUAAGCAGCUGUCCCAUUGGUUCCAAUGGAAAAGUCUGUUCUGGUCAUGGGGUUUGUAGUAAUGAAGCCACUUGCAUUUGUAAUUUCUCCUGGGCUGGAACAGACUGCAGCAUUGAUGAUCCUGUCAGGGAUACUGGUGGCAAGAAGGAUGAAGGACCCAAGGGUCCUAGUGCCACCAAUCUUAUAAUAGGCUCCAUCGCUGGUGCCAUCCUGGUAGCAGCUAUUGUCCUUGGGGGGACAGGAUGGGGCUUUAAGUUAUCAGAUGUUCAUAUGAACAUACGGUACUGUGGUGUCAAGUCCAUAUCAAACAAAUGUCAAAAAACGAAGGUUCGAUCCAACUCAACAAGGCCCUAUCUGAAGAAAUGCCAUUCAAAAAGCUGCUUCUUGCACUACUGGAUUUUGGAUAUCAUGUCUUUGCUGUAGCUACACAGGAACUAAAUCAGUAUGGAAGAACAUGAGAACAGUAACAAUAAACAAAAAGUUGGGAUGUUGAGAUAAGUUGGAAAUACUUCCUCUAUUUACCUUUCUCUUGUUAACAUUAACUGACAAGUGAUAUGAGCAAACUGCUUCAAAAAAUCAGGUGUUUUUUUCCUUUUCUCAAAUUAAGAAGGAGACACACAGACCAAGUGCAAUAAGAGAACUGUUCCAAAAUAAUGGAAUUGCAAAAGAUUCUUUCCCAGCCUGCUGGCACUCUAACUUCACUUGAGUUCGCAUGACUUCCUUUUUCUUAUCAAACUCCAGUGGCAUGAGGAGCUAAUUUUGAAAGGGUAACCUGCAUGGCUCACAUACAAACAACCAAGUUAGCAAGCUGACCCCAAGCAGAAUCUGCAGCCCAAUAAAUACAAACCACUGGGAAGCCAGUGCCAGGUUUCAACAGCUUUUCCAGCCAUGCAGUGCAUUCUGCUGCUGGACUUGAGGGUUCCCUGCUCCAUGAGCUCACUGUCCACCUUGGACAGGAGCCUCUUGGGUAUGGAAGCUAGUGAAUGUUGGAUGGAAUUCUUCCAAGAAGGAAAAAGUGUAAAUAUGGAAAUAAGAUUUUGAUGUAUCAUUUUCACAGAUUAUAUAUAAAUAUAUAUAUAUAAGAGAGAAAAGAAUUUCCAUAUUAAAAGGUUCUAUUCUUUAUGUAAAUCUAUUUUUGAUGUUGGGUUUGGUUUUGGGUUUUUUUUCCUCCCCUUUUUUUCUGUAGCAUGUUGUACAGCAGAUGUUCUGGGCUUGCUCAAAAAAGGCAGAUAACAGCAUGCAGAUGCAGGGAGUUCUGACACCAAACAGAUGUGAUCUAAAGUUUGUAUGCUUGAAACCAAAAACAAUUAAAAUGUAUAAAUGCAUAUCUA